GGGCCACGCAGACUGAAUACAAGGGCUACUACAAUAUAGGCUUUAAAAACCCCAAGCCCGCCAUACUAAACGACGGAGGACAUAUUUGAGGCUUGAACAAUGUUAUUCAGGUUCGGUGUCAUUCUCACUCCGGAGUCUCCGGACGUAGAGGUCUCUGUUUUGGGUUCGCGUGCAGAAAUGGGCAACUGGGACCCGCGCGGAGCGGUUCAGAUGAGAGCCUCGCAGAAGCUCCUGCUGUCCACACAGGAACCGUGUCUGUGGAUCGGCGACGUUCAGCUGGCAGAGCCGUUCAAAGAGGCUUUGUGGUUCAAAUUCGUCAAAAGAGUCCGCGGCACUUGUAUCUGGGAAGGUAGUGGUCCGAGCCAUGACAGAUGUUGUUCAUAUGAUGAGAGGAACAUGGUGGACGGAGUGUACUGCCAUCCGAUUGGUCACUGGAUAGAGGGAACAGGACACAUAGAUGAGAUGAAACACACCACCAACUUCUAUUUUGGUGUGGCUGGUCAGAAGGCCAUUCAUUUCUCCAGGGUGCUGCCACAUAUUUGGCUGGGCAGCUGCCCUCGACAGGUGGAACAUGUGACGAUCAAGAUGAAGCAUGAAUUGGGAAUUACUGCAGUGAUGAACUUCCAGACAGAGUGCGAUGUGGUGAACAACUCCGACGGCUGCAGGCGCAACCUUGGAGAAGCCAUGACCCCUGAGACCAUGAUGCGUUUGUACAAAGACUGUGGCUUGGUGUAUGUGUGGAUACCCACACCUGACAUGAGCACUGAGGGUCGGAUCCGGAUGCUUCCCCAGGCUGUAUUUUUGCUUCAUGGUCUCUUGGAGAAUGGUCACACUGUCUAUGUUCACUGUAACGCCGGAGUAGGCCGGUCGACGGCAGCCGUGUGCGGCCUGCUCAUGUACGUCCUUGGCUGGAGCCUGAGGAAGGUGCAGUACUUUGUUGCGGCCAGGAGGGCGGCAGUGUACAUAGAUGAGGCGGCUUUAGUCCAGGCUCAGGCAGACUUCACUCAGAAGUUUGGACGACUACGACCAUCCAUCUCUUGCCCAGAUCCAUGAUAAUGUCGUUUCCUUGCAUUGUCUUCAACAUUGAAGCAUAGCUUACAGUUAUGAGAAGUUCCACUGGACUGAACUCUCGGAAAGGAAUAUGACUUCUGAAAAAAACAUGCUCUGUAGUCAGCGCCAGAAGGAGAAAUAACCUAUAGCAAGAAGAUGUACUCAACACAUGAGCCACUUCAGCUGAGUGGCUUUCAACAUCUGGUUGAUCCCCGAGUGUCUGAAGAUGUUUCAAACUAUUAAUCCUAUUGUGAUGUGCUGGCUUGUCAGCUUCAGGACUCUAGUAGUAUCAGUAAAGGUCUGCAGUGGUGUUUGAAAAGACCUUUUCCUUUCGUCUUUUUUGUACUGAUUAAUUCAGAGAAGGACAUUUUUGUUUAUGUGUUGAAUAGCAAUGAAUGAGAAUUAAAACGGAAAGAAAAGUAUCGCUCCACUACCUUUACCGCGGUUUGCUUUCACCCAAAGGUUUUCUUUCCACAGUUGCUAAUGCAUGAUUAUGCAUCAAAGCAACAAAUCAAUUUUCAAACCAAAAUAACGACGAUGCCUAUCCCUCUCUGUCAGAGAAGUAUUCAGCUCCCACACAUUGAAGAAUACAGCUCCGCUCCAUCUCUCCCAGAGAGCCUGAUAGCAUUUCAUCUUUAUUUAUUAAUCUGACAGAUGCUAUUCCGACCCAUCACCUAAAUAACGAAAACCAAAUCCCUGCCAAACCAUUUUAAUGCAUACACAAUUAGACAUUAUUGGAAUACUGCUUAUCA
This is a messenger RNA of Cyclopterus lumpus (lumpfish), 1802 nucleotides long. RefSeq names its product EPM2A glucan phosphatase, laforin (gene epm2a). Bases 100 to 1053 code for a protein of 317 amino acids. NCBI's taxonomy places the organism in Eukaryota, Metazoa, Chordata, Actinopteri, Perciformes, Cyclopteridae. Gene Ontology annotation, biological process: protein dephosphorylation. The transcript is spliced from 4 exons. Gene Ontology annotation, molecular function: carbohydrate phosphatase activity; protein tyrosine phosphatase activity; protein tyrosine/serine/threonine phosphatase activity. Gene Ontology annotation, cellular component: nucleus; cytoplasm. The record is from RefSeq and is a predicted model, not a curated record.